UCAGCAGCCAGUGACUUUCAAGGAGGUGCCUGUGUAUUUUCUGGGGCAGUGGGCUCUGCUGGAACCCAGUCAGAGAGCCUUCUACAGGGACGUCAUGCAAGAGAAUUCUGAGACUGUGACCUUGCUGGAGGUCCUCAUUCCCCCCAGCAAAGGGACUGACUCCUGUCUGGAUUCUCUCUGUGUCCCAGCAAGUGAUGGGGCAGUGAGCAAAAAUGAGGAAGAGAAUCUGCAGCAGGAAGGUGCUGAGCGAGUGGAACUACCCAGGAUGUUAUUGCAACAUCCUGAAGGGAACGUUUCCCAAAGCCCGGAGCAGGGGGCUGACCAGUGGAAUCUGCGCCGGUCCCUUAGGCAGAAAGGAAAACAGCCUGUGGAGAAAGAGCUCAGAGAAACCAUCCACCAGGAAAUCCCCACUGGAGAGACAUCAAACACAUGUGGUGAGUGUGGGAAGAACUUCCGGUGGAGAUCAGCCCUUAUUGAUCACCAGAGAAUCCACACAGGAGAGAGGCCCUAUCAGUGUGAUGAAUGUGGGAGAAGCUUCAGCAGGAGUUCGAACCUCGCUACUCAUCAGAGAUUGCACACGGGAGAGCGACCCUACAAAUGCUCUGACUGCGGGAAAGGCUUUAAUCACAGCUCCAAUCUUUCUGCACAUCAAAGAACCCACACGGGAGACCUGCCUUACAAGUGUCCCGAGUGUGGGAAAAGCUACAGUGUGAGCUCCUACCUCCUGAGACAUCAGAAAAUCCACACAGGAGAGAGACCCUAUAAGUGUGAUGAGUGUGAAAAGAGUUUUGGCCAGAGCUCAACCCUUGUUAUCCACAAGAGAGUGCACACAGCAGAGAAGCCCUAUAAAUGCCUUGAGUGUUGGAAAUGUUUCAGGAACAACUCUGAUCUUAUUAGACACCAGAGAACCCACACAGGAGAAAGACCUUAUAAAUGCAGCAAGUGUGGGAAAAGUUUCAAUGAGAGCUCACACCUCACCAGGCAUCAGAAAACCCACACAGGGGAGAAAUCCUAUAAAUGCCUCGAGUGCAAUAAAUGUUUCAAGAACAGCUCCAGGCUCAUUAGACACCAGAGAACCCACAUAGGGGAGAAAUCCUAUAAAUGUCUUGACUGCGAGAAAAGCUUCAAUCGGAGCUCAAAUCUCAUUGUCCAUCAGAGAUCCCAUAUGGAGCAAAAGCCCUACAAGUGCCUGGACUGUGCUAAAACCUUCAGCUGCAGCUCACAGCUGAUCAGGCACCAGAGGAUCCACACAGGAGAGAAACCCUAUAAAUGCCCCGACUGCAGGAAAAGCUUCACUGUGAGCUCACAACUGACUUCCCACCAGAGACUCCACACCGGAGAGAAACCCUAUGGAUGCCCCGAGUGCGGGAAAAGCUUCCGUCACAGCUCAGGACUUGUGUCACAUCAACGGAAACACAAGAAGGAGGGCUGCCCUGUGACUGUCCCUAUCGUGGUGACAGCCCAGACUUUAUUGCAUAUUACAGUGGUGCCCAUGCAAAACAGCAGUGCUUAGGUCCCACGCAGGAGAAAGACACUAUACAUCUGUAGAAUGGGUUGAAACUUUCUCAUGAAAACUAUUUUUGAUGGAAAAUUGUGGGGUUUGAUUUGACCUAUUUUUGUGAAAAGUGUCAAGUGUCUGC
Messenger RNA from Gopherus evgoodei (Goodes thornscrub tortoise), 1640 nucleotides. RefSeq names its product zinc finger protein 501-like. Lineage: Eukaryota; Metazoa; Chordata; Testudines; Testudinidae. The transcript has 2 exons. The record is from RefSeq and is a predicted model, not a curated record. Bases 95 to 1513 code for a protein of 472 amino acids.